Molecule: messenger RNA, 802 nt
Organism: Abrus precatorius (Indian licorice)
Lineage: Eukaryota; Viridiplantae; Streptophyta; Magnoliopsida; Fabales; Fabaceae
Exons: 1
Coding region: 95-643 (182 amino acids)
Cellular component (GO): chloroplast
Source: RefSeq, a predicted model, not a curated record
ACGUGCAAGUCCAACAAGACAUGAUAAAAGGGAAGUGGAUAAGCAUUAAGCAAAACAUAACCACACAUUAACCUCGGCCACGUUCAAAGAAGCCAUGGAAACCAUCUCUACCUGUCGAAACUCGUCUUCCCCCAUCAUUCUCACUAAACAUUCACUGCCAUCAACGAGGCACAACCAAAUCUUCCUGCCCCAACGUCAUGGUUCUCUCAGUUUCAACCCCAUCAGCUGCAGUAACAGUGACAGUAGUAGCAGUAACACAAACACGAACGCAAACGAGGAUGAUUCAAAUUCGGUUCAAGCACCAACCACAACACCCCCUAGAGCUGUGGAAAUAAGCUUCAAGAGAAGGUCAAGGAGGCAAGCGAAACGACUGAUGGAGAUGGGAACAGAUUCAAAUAGUAGGCAAUCCACAAAGCCAAAGGUUCCAGAGACUCCUAAGAAAUGGGAGGACAUGACUUUAAAUGAGAAAGCAAUCGAGCUAUACAUGGGAGAGAAGGGUGCUCUCUUCUGGCUCAACAAAUUUGCCUAUGCUUCAAUCUUCAUCAUGAUUGGGGGUUGGAUAGUGUUCAGGUUUUUGGGUCCUGCAUUCAACCUUUACCAGCUGGAUGCUCCUCUAUUGUCUCCUUCUGAUGUGUUCAAGUGAUCUUCAUCUCAAGUUUUGAACUUGGUUAAUAAUCUGCCUAACUUUUUGCUUUUGAGCAGAGAUGCUCACGAAUUAUGUUACUCUGCUUGCUAUAGAAAGAAUUCAGUUUGCAUUUUGCCAUAGUACUAUUGUUGUUAUAUUCACAAUUUCCGGAGCGCA